Molecule: messenger RNA, 1562 nt
Organism: Hyalella azteca
Lineage: Eukaryota; Metazoa; Arthropoda; Malacostraca; Amphipoda; Hyalellidae
Product: chitinase-3-like protein 1
Exons: 9
Coding region: 27-1478 (483 amino acids)
Biological process (GO): carbohydrate metabolic process; chitin catabolic process
Cellular component (GO): extracellular region
Molecular function (GO): chitinase activity; chitin binding
Source: RefSeq, a predicted model, not a curated record
UUCAUGAACGCGUCGUCGCUGACACGAUGAAGUACGCAGCCUUAGCAGCUCUCCUCGUUCUCACUGCCACGCUCACUGAGGGAGCCGUGGUGUGCUACUACAGCUCAUGGUCCACUUACCGAGAAGGUAAUGGAAAAUUCGAAAUUGAAGACAUCGAUCCAUUUCUAUGCACGCACGCAGUCUAUGCCUUUGCUACUCUUGGAGACUUGAAUAGAAUUACAUGGGCCGACCGUUAUAACGACUUGUGCGGGGAAACUCGUAACUGCGGAUACCAACGCUUCACGGCGCUCAAAAGUCUCAACCCAAACCUCAAGACACUCAUCUCGAUUGGUGGCUGGAAUGACGGAUCAAUCAAAUUUUCUAAUAUGGCAGGUUCUGCUCUUUCACGAAGCAUAUUUGUCAACAGCGUCGUGAACUUCUUGGAAACUCACAACUUCGACGGCCUAGACAUGGACUGGGAGUAUCCAACCCUCCGAGGAGGAGUUCCCGAGGACAAGGAAAACUAUGCCAUCCUAUUGGAGGAGCUCGCAGCAGCCCUAGGCUCAGCAGGAUACCUUCUCACAGCCACCGUGUCCUCAAACAAAGAAGUCAUAGACGCUGCAUACAAUGUACCGAGGGUCUCUGCAGCUGUUGAUGCCAUCCAUGUCAUGAGUUUCGACUUCCACGGGCCCUGGGAUAACGCUACUCACCACCACACUAUCCUCUAUCCUUAUCCCGGGGACGUAGAUAACAACGCGUAUCUCAACGUCGACUUCGCCAUCAACUACUGGCUGGAUCAAGGAGCAGCUCCUUCUAAGCUCGUGAUGGGCACCGCAACCUUUGGUCGCACCUGGACGCUGGACUCUUCCUCCAACACCGGCAUGAGAGCCCCCGCCUCACAGCCCGGCAUUGCCGGCCCCUACACCCAGUCUCCUGGAAGUCUGGGCUACAAUGAGCUGUGUGAAAGGAACCUGAACAGCCCAUGGGUGGUCGUCAACGAGCCGGACAUGAAUGAACCGUACGCUUACGAUCUCAGCCUUGAUAACAUCUGGGCCAGCUUCGAUGAUUCUGCAUCAUUGGUGAACAAGGCGUCGUACGCCCUUGCCAAGAACUUGGCAGGCGUGGCGGCCUGGAGUAUAGACACGGACGACUUCUCUGGAGCUUGUGGCUCGGGGCCUUUCCCUCUCAUCCAGACCAUCAAGAACACCUUUACUGGCAUGAAGAGCCCCCAGCACAAACGUCUCGCUAAACCCCGCCUGCCUCGUUUCGUCGCCCCCAAAUCGUCUGCCACUGACCACUGUCAACAACCCGGCAACAACCCUGAACCUACUGACUGCACAAUUUAUUACAAGUGUGAUUUGGAGGGAGGCGUGUACACGGAGGAGAUUGGCUACUGCCCAGAAGACACGCUCUUCAACCCCAAGUCGCUCGUGUGCGACCGCCGCUUCGCCGUGUGCGCGUUUGGCGGCGACGUUUGCCCCAACGAUUGCCGAGUCUGAAUAAUGCAGUUCCGUAUUAGGGACAAUUAGUCCAUGCAUCUUACUAGUGAUUUUGAGUUCUAAAUUAUAAUGAUUCAUCUGCUU